AUGAUCAUCGGGGGGACCGACAUUCCCCAAGAACCUGUGAUCAAACGGAUAAAGAUAACCGCUGCAAUAGAAGGGCCGAUCCGAGACUGCUUGAUUGAAGACACCCUUGAUUUUAGCGAGGAAGAUUUCGGGACCUUAACACAAUCACAGUACGACGCACUUGCAAUUUCAUUUCUUUUAAAUAGCAUUCUAAUUAGACGUGUGCUCGUGGACCCAGGCAGCUCAGCCAACGUAAUCAGGUCAAAGGUAAUAGAACAACUCGGGCUACUUGACCAGAUCGUACCCGCCUCCCGGGUCCUCCACGGCUUCGACAUGGCCGGUGAAAUAACGAAAGGGGAGAUCUCCCUCUCGGUUGACAUGUCCGGUACAGUUCAGAACACAAAGUUCCACGUUAUUGGUUGUGACAUGAGGUACAACGCAUUGCUUGGAAAGCGGCGUAUACAUAGCAUGAGGGCACUGCCAUCAACUCUACACCAGAUGACCAAGUACCCAACAAAGGAUAGUAUAACAACCAUAUAUGGAGAACAACAUGCGGCAAAAGAAAUGUGCGCGGUUUAUUAG
Nicotiana attenuata is the source of this 561-nucleotide messenger RNA. RefSeq lists its product as uncharacterized. NCBI's taxonomy places the organism in Eukaryota, Viridiplantae, Streptophyta, Magnoliopsida, Solanales, Solanaceae. The transcript has a single exon. The record is from RefSeq and is a predicted model, not a curated record. The coding region runs from base 1 to 561 and encodes 186 amino acids.